Molecule: messenger RNA, 3672 nt
Organism: Silurus meridionalis
Lineage: Eukaryota; Metazoa; Chordata; Actinopteri; Siluriformes; Siluridae
Gene: tmtc1
Product: transmembrane O-mannosyltransferase targeting cadherins 1
Exons: 21
Coding region: 156-2813 (885 amino acids)
Biological process (GO): protein O-linked glycosylation via mannose; RNA processing
Molecular function (GO): mannosyltransferase activity; protein binding
Source: RefSeq, a predicted model, not a curated record
UCUGGCUUUUUCUGAACCGACUCAGUUCGGCUCCGUUCAGUCUUCGUUCCUAUGCGUCGCGAGAGCGUGCGUGUGUGAGUACCGAGGAAAGAAAUGGCACUGGCUGUAUGCGGGGUGUGUAAGUGUUGCGGGUGCUGUGUGUGGAGAGGAGCGACAUGACCGGCGGCAGCGGCAGCAGCAGGAGCCGUGGGUCGGGAGCGGGAGCUGCGGCUGGGGCUGAGUCUCGGCCGCUCUUCCUCUCUGCUUUGCACGCGUACUGCGCGCUGAUCUCGGCGUGCGCGCUCUGCUACUCCAACUCGCUAUGGGGAGAGUUGGUGCACGACGACGUGUGGGCCAUCGUGAACAACCCGGACGUGCGGCCCGGCUCCAGCCUGCGCAGCAUCUUCUCCAACGACUUCUGGGGCAAACGAAUGGCCGACAACACGAGCCACAAGUCAUACCGACCCCUCUGCGUGCUCACCUUCAAGAUGAACAUUGUACUUGGGGGGAUGAAUUCGUUUUAUUUCCACGUAGUGAACGUGUGUCUGCACUGUGUCGUCACCGCCCUUCUAAUGCACACGUGCAAACACCACGUGUUCAAGGACGGACGUUCGGCCUUCCUCACUGCGCUCCUCUUCGCCGUCCACCCGAUCCACACGGAAGCAGUGUCAGGAAUUGUCGGGAGAGCAGAUGUCCUGGCCUGUAUGUUGUUCCUUUUAGCCUUUCUCUCCUAUAUUAGGAGCGUGUCAGCAUGCAGCGUGUCGGACUCCUUCCCCUCUACGGUGUCUCCUUGCUCUCUGGUGCUCUGUCUGUUCCUUGGAACCUGCGCCAUGCUGGUCAAAGAGACGGGCAUCACCGUGUUUGGAGUGUGCCUGCUGUACGACGGCCUGGUGCUUUGCCGCAAGCCUCGGUCCUCGAAUCUGUCUCGGUCCAGGCUGAAGGAGCUUAUUCGAAUCUCACGGCCCUUCAUCAAACGAGCGUGUGUGGUCUCAUUGUAUGUGCUGUUCAUUCUUUGUGCUCGCCUGUGGCUCAUGGGAGGUUCCAUGCCUUUAUUCUCUGAGCAGGACAAUCCAGCAUCGUUCUCACCUUACCUCCUCACAAGGUUUCUUACUUACUGCUAUCUCCUGGCUUUUAAUGCCUGGCUGCUACUGGCUCCUAUAAUGCUGUGCUAUGAUUGGCAGGUUGGCAGCAUCCCUUUAGUGGAGUCUCUGUGGGACUUGCGCAACAUGGCUGCCGUUUUGCUGGCCCUGGGAAUGCUCAUGCUCUGCCUGCAUUGUGUUACAUCACUACAGAUCCAGGGGGAGGGUGGUAGCACCACAGUUAAGACCAUGAAGAUGAAGGGCAGGGAGGUGCUGGUGGGGAUACUGUUCCUAGUCUUCCCCUUUAUCCCUGCUACUAAUCUGUUCUUCCGCGUUGGAUUUGUGGUGGCUGAGAGAGUCCUCUACAUGCCCAGUAUGGGUUACUGCAUUCUGGUGGUGCAUGGGCUGAACCGGCUGUGUGCUGUGCUGAGUCGUUGGGGUGCAGCAGCGCUCACCAUCUCCAUGCUGCUGCUGCUCCUGCUGUUCUCCUGGAAAACUGUGCAGCAGAAUGAGAUCUGGCUCUCCCGAGAAGCUCUCUUCAGAUCUGGUAUUCAAACAUUACCUCAUAAUGCAAAAGUUCACUACAACUAUGCCAACUUCCUGAAGGACAAAGGACAAAACCAAGCAGCUAUUCACCAUUACAAAACAGCCCUCAGGCUUUAUCCUCGUCAUGCCAGUGCCAUGAACAACCUGGGCACACUGACUCACGACACGAAGGAGGCCGAGCUCUACUACAGAAAAGCGCUUGACAUAAACCCCCAACACAACCGUGCACUCUUCAACCUGGGCAACCUUCUCAAGUCCCAGGGGAAGGAGGAUAAAGCUGAGCACAUGCUAAAGGAAUCUAUUCGCUUCGGGCCACAGUUUGCUGACGCCUACUCCAGCUUAGCUUCUCUCUACGCUGACCAGAAGCGGUUUGCAGAAGCGAAUGAGAUUUACACAGAGGGCAUCGAGAAUUGUCCAGACAGUUCUGACCUGCACAACAAUUAUGGAGUGUUCCUGGUGGACACGGGUGAUAGCGAGCGAGCAGCCGUUCAUUACCAGCAUGCCGUGCGGCUGAAGCCCUCUCACUACGUUGCCAUGGUGAAUCUGGCCCGUCUGCUGCGUUCCUCUAAUGGCAACAAAGAGGCAGAGAUCUGGUAUAAACGGGCGCUGCAGGUGGUGCGUAAGGUGGAUAUCUUGACUCCUCUGGGAGCGCUGUACUAUAACACUGGUCGCUAUGAGGAGGCUCUGCAGCUGUACCAAGAAGCCGCGGCACUGCAGCCAGACAACAAGGACGUCUGGCUUGCUUUGGCGCAGGUGUUGGCGAUGGCAGGCCGCACAAAAGAAGCCGAGGAAAUGACUCUGGGUAUCAUUUCGAAAAGCAACAGCUGUAUAGAGUGUUACCGCCUGCUGUCUGCAAUCUACAGCAAGCAGGGAAACUACACUGAGGCUUUGGACGCUUUAGAUAGAGCGCUGCAGCAGGAGCCGAUGGACCCCUCAGUGAAAGCGGAGCUUCACUUCUCCAUGGGCAACCAACUCCGUGAGAUGAAUGAGCUGGACAGAGCUUUUGAGAGCUACAAACUCGCUGUUGCACUGAAGCCUGACCAAUCACAAGCUUGGAUGAACAUGGGUGGGAUACAGCAUAUAAAGGGAGACUAUGUAGCAGCAAGAACGUACUACCAAAGAGCUCUCCAGCUCUCUCCUGGCUCCAAGCUGCUUAAGGAGAACCUGGCCAAGCUGGACCGACUGGAGAAGAAACUUCAGGGAGGAUAAAGGAGCUUUUCAAACACAAUCAGGAGAUUACCUUACUGAGGGCUUGCUGAGUCGAUACGGAGAAACACACAUGCAUAUACACACACAAAGAUUCUGAGCUGACUGUUUUAAAAGCGCCUUCUGUAAUCAAUUGUGCUGGAAAAGAAAUCUGUAAAAGGAGAUUCAGGUUUAACGAUAAGGAUCCACACCACAGCAGUGCGGCACGACGUGGCGGAUAAUAAUGGAGCCUCAUUGACUUGGCGUAUCUUUAGCUUUACUUGAUCUCUGAUCAGAACUGAAAAAAAUCGUAAAAAGGUCCCUUGAAACAACGUGCAUCUCGGUAACGUGCUGCAUCUGGCAUACCUGAGGAGCUUUCAUCCAAACAUCCAUUUCAGUGACUUCAGAUCAGCAGGACAAGGGACUCCUCAAAACUGUCCACAUAACGCCAUCCUUCAUGUGAUGCAGAAGCAUUUUUUUUUUUUUUGUCUUUUGCUUUGUGUAUAAUUUUUAUCCGUGAUUGUACGAGUGACUUUGAAUUGUGCAGAAACAUCCUAAAAUUAAUUCUGUGCUGAGAAGGUCACCUUCGUUUAUAUUACUUUUUUUUUUUUUUUUUUUUUUGCUUUUAAUUUAAUUGUAAAAGUUUUUCUCGGUGUGGAAAAUCCAGAAUGACGAACAUCAUAGUUAUGAUGUGCAACAAUGUGCAAAUCAGGCUGUUUUCCCGACUGUUUAAAUGAAAUCAGGAUGUUUUAUCCAUCUAAAGUCAUAUUUAUAAUUUCAGGAAAAGUUCAUCUGUCAUAAAAAACCUUCAGCAGUGUGUUAAAAAAAAUACCAUGUACAAUCACAUUCCUUUUGCUUAAUAAAGAAUUUCCUUAAUGGACGA